Pogonomyrmex barbatus (red harvester ant) is the source of this 7340-nucleotide messenger RNA. Its product is annotated as Myosin heavy chain-like. Gene Ontology annotation, biological process: actomyosin structure organization. Lineage: Eukaryota; Metazoa; Arthropoda; Insecta; Hymenoptera; Formicidae. Gene Ontology annotation, cellular component: myosin II complex; myosin filament; cytoplasm. The record is from RefSeq and is a predicted model, not a curated record. Gene Ontology annotation, molecular function: ATP binding; cytoskeletal motor activity; actin filament binding.
UUAGCGAGUGAAGAAGAUGUUUAACUUUAUGAAGAAGACCGUGGAGAAGGACGACAAGCGGAAGCGCGAGAAGAAGGAGGGGAAGAAUGUCAAGAAGCGCGAUCGCAGCAGCAUGUCCGCGGAGGAGCUUCUGCGAUUAGACGAGGUCCGUAGAUCACUGAAGAUCCCCGGUCGUCGAAAGGAGAAAGAAAAGUUACCGAGUGGUAUCACCGCGGAUUACAGCGCGUCUUUUUUCGCGCAUCUCGACCGCGAUCUUCUGGACGCCACGCAGAACGCGGGAUCGGGUCCAGGCUCGACGAUCAGUGCCGGUGCCAGCAGUUGGGCCACUAGAACGCCCGAUGGCCUGAUGCAGAGCGAUUCAUCGGAGGCGUCUCUCACAUCUCUGACGACUACCACGACGACGUCGUCGACGACGACCAGUCAUGCCGGUGGUCAGGCCGGUGGCAAGUGUCUACCACCCUUGCCGCCAAAACCACCCAAACGAGGGAUCCUCAAAGGACCACGAUUAAGCGUCAAUAGCGCGAACGUCCUCUCGGAAGAAAAUGUGUUACCAAACGGCACGGAAACCAGUUACCAGGAGGCCAGCAAUCUGCUGGUGAGAAACACCCUUCAAAACGAGGUGAUCGCUUAUCAAAAUGUGCCGGCGCAUCUCAACAACGUCCUGAAGGACGACUGCAGCGAGGAGGAAACGGUAUGCCAAACCGCGUGGCAGAUCUCCAUACAACAACAGACAAUUCAGCAACAAUAUCAGCAGCAGCAACAGCAGCAUCAUCAUCAUCAUCAAAUCGACUCCAAAUUGCUUCAGGUCGUUACCAGCGCUAGUCCAUCCGCGGAUUCUUUGACGGAUACGACAAACUCCAGUUUUGCGACGCCACCGUUCAGCUUGUCGCCUGUCGGCGAAUCCCAGGGUUUCUCAAGGUGGCGAUCAUCGGUCUCCUUCGAGGAGCAGGGAAUCGAACUGCAACUUCCGGAAAUCGUGCCGCUUGAGUUACCCGAACCUAGAGAACUCACUAUUCAGCGACAACCACCGCCGCGAAAUGAUUUCGGCUUUUCGCUUCGUCGCGCCGUGAUCGUUGAGCGAACGGCGAACGGCGUCACGCAGAUGAGACCGGUAAUUUUCGCUGAACCUGGAGCUCUGGUGCAACACAACAACGACACGGGUCUGUUGCCCGGUGAUAGACUGAUCGAGGUCAAUGGGAUCNNNNGGGAUCGUGAGUCACGGUCCCUGCUAAUAAAACUAUAUUACAAUAUUAACGUGUCGAUUUUGUUGCAGGUGCAGCCCGUCGCCGAGCUAUCAGAAUUAUCGAGACGCGGCGGCUGUGAUGGACGUCAAGUCGUAUUGGCACCUGCGAAUAUCCGCGGCGGCACGCUUCGCCGAUCCGGCAGUUUGCGGUUUCAUCAAAAUACAGCACGAUCGGAAGAGCAUCUGGCGCAAGAACAAGCAUGGUUGACUUCUGAGAGAGUUUGGUUACUGCAUCGCGGAGGUUUUACACCUGCCACAAGAUGCGGUUCCGCCGAUCCUGAUACAGGAAAACUGAGGAUUCGAUUGACCACCUCUGGAGAGGAAUUACUGGUGGACGAGGAAGACGUGGAGAAGGCCAAUUCACCUCAGUUCGAUAAAGCUGAGGAGCUCUCGCAGCUGCGAUUUCUGAAUGAAUCGUCGGUUCUCCACACGCUGCGCCAACGCUACGCUAGUAAUUUGAUACACACGUAUGCAGGAGACAGCAUGAUCGUUAUCAAUCCAGUUGCGCCACUAGCGAUUUACUCUGAAAAGGUCGCGCACAUGUUCCGAGGUUGCAAAAGCGAGGACAUGCCGCCGCAUAUUUAUGCCAUAGCGCAGUCGGCUUAUCGAGGAAUGCUGGCGACACGCAGGGACCAUUCUCUGGUUUUCCUCGGGCGUAGUGGAGCGGGGAAAACUACAAACUUCAAACACGCCCUUCAUUAUCUCGUGCUGGCCGCUGGCACGGUUAACAAGAUCUUGACGAUCGAGAAGCUGAACGCACUAUUCACGGUUCUUGAGGCCUUUGGAAAUAGCAGAACGCAUAUGAAUUCGAAUGCGACGCGUUUCACACAGCUCUUUAGUCUUGACUUUGAUCAGUCAGGUCAAAUCGCAUCGGCCUCUUUACAAGUGUUACUUCUGGAGAAGUCAAGGAUAGGUCGACGAGCGAAUGGAGAUCCGACGUUCCACGCCGUUUACCGUCUAUUGGCUGGUGCGGAGGGCGCGCUAAGGAAAGAAUUACAUCUCACGAAUCUAGUCGCCGAAAACAACCCCUUCGUCACGCCCUUACAGAAACACGAGGACAAACAGCGGGCUAUGGUCGAGUUUAACCGUAUUGUCGCCGCAUUCAGGAUACUCGGCAUCUCUGAGGCCGACGAAAAAGUAAUCUGGCUGGUGUUGGCCGGCAUUUAUCAUUUGAGUUGUGCCAGCGCCAUGAAAGCUGGCACCAGCUCGCAAAGCAGAUGGCAGUUCGCGAGGGUUGAGUGCGCGGAAAAAGCCGCCAAUCUGCUGGGCACAACGGUGGAAGAACUGAGUCGAGUGGUGUUUUCCACCAAUGGAGGCGGUGCUGGAACACCGAGCACUCCGAGGCCGGCUCUGAGAACACCCAGCCCAACGGAACAAGGCAAAGAUGUCAUGGGACUUGAUGCUCUGGAAGGACUUCUAGUCGGACUCUAUUCCGAAGUCUUCCACUGCGUCGCGGCUCUCAUUAACAAAUCCAUAUCAUCUGCUGUACAUACAGUUUCAUCUCUGCUGCUGUGUGACUCGCCAGGUUUUCAAAAUCCUGCCUCAUGCGGCCGACAAACUGGUGCAACCUUUGAAGAUCUUUGCCAUAAUUAUCUGCAGGAACGUCUGCAGUUAUUGUUUCAUCAUACUACAUUAGUAGCGCCAAAGGAUAGAUACGUUCAGGAAGGUAUCGAUGUAGAUUAUGAAGAUGAUUAUGACGAGGAAGGCAUCGGAUCGCCUCAAGGUUUAGUUUCCCUUCUGGAUCGUGGAAGCUCGCAAAGCGCAAUGUUGCGAACUAGUCAAAGUGAUCUUAGCGGCAGUAGGCAAAUGGAAAGAAAAGGAUUACUCUGGCUGCUGGACGAAGAGACCGUAUGUCCUGGAGGUAGUGACGAGACCUUCCUGGAUCGAUUAUUUUCUCAUUAUGGAGAUCGAGGAAAGCACAAGGUAAUAUUGCAGAUCCAUUUUAUCGAAAUUUACCUAUAUUUUCCAAAAAAAUUAUCUUUCUCCAUCGAGAAAGAUAAUUAAAUUUCAUUAUAUAUUAUAUUUGUAUAUCAUGAAAAUUUCAGAGAGCACGUGGGCAUGUUAUUUGUUAGUGCGCGGGGUGCUGGUGUUUCCGGUGCUCUAUGUAAUUCUAUGCCGGGACUUGAAGGCUCGCAAUCUCUGAGGCGAGCCUCGAGUAUACGAAGGACCUUCACGGCCGUAAAAAGGAAGAAUGUUUGUCUACAAGUGAAAUUCACUGUCGAUGGACUCAUAGAGACAUUGCGGAGAACUCGCGUUAAGUUUGUGCACUGCCUUUUGCCUCAACAUAAUGCUGGUUGUACCGACAAUAAGAGUCUCCUUUCCGUGAAAUCGAAUCAGAGCGAGGAUAACGUCAUUAACGUACCUCUUCUGCGAUCACAGAUUCGCGGGAGCCAGAUAAUCGACGCUGUCCGUUUACACAAGGUUGGAUUUCCGAAGCAUAUGGCUCUAGGUGAAUUCAGACGUCGAUUCGGAUUGCUGUCAAGCGACGUGAACGCUCGCCCCGGAAGUCCCGUGACCGAUGAACGUCGUGCCGUAGAAGAUAUGUUGCUGACGGUCGACGUCGAUCCUGCAUCCUACCGAGUUGGUCAAAGCCAAAUAUUCUUCAGAUCAGGCACUCUGGAACGAUUGGAAGCUCAGAGGGACGAGAAGCUCACAGGCCACAUUAUUCUUCUGCAGGCGAGAUGCAGAGGCUAUCUGGCGCGACGCAAACUCAACACUUUGAAACUGCAAGAUCUAGCGGUGCGAUGCAUUCAGAGGAACGUGAGGAAACUAAUGUCCGUGCGAGAAUGGCCUUGGUGGAGAUUGUACGUAAAAGUCGCGCCCUUGUUGAAUGUUCAUCGGACCGAGGAUCAGCUAAAGGCACGAACGGAAGAGCUCGAGCUUCUCAGGGCAAAAGUGGAACGCUUGGAACAGGAACGUAAUCAUCUGAAGCAUGACAACGACAAACUGGAAGCGAAGCUGAGCGAGAUGACCGCGGACUUCGCGGAGGAGCAUUCUACGUCGACGCUGGCGGCGGAGAGGAUCGACGCUGAGACUUCGGAAAGAUUGCGACUUGAGCGAGAGCUGCAGGAUGUAACCGAGGCUAACAAGAAUCUUCAGCAGACGACCGAACGGCUGGAGAUGGAAUUGCUCUACGCGAGAGCUGCAGAUUUGAACGGGGUCGCUUCCGACGGCGAGGAGGGCGAGGACGGUGGUGUUUAUAGGCAACGAUACGAGCACGCUAUCCGGGAACUCGAGUUCACGAAGAGGAAAAUGGCACAGCAGCACGAGGACGAUCUGGAGCAAUUGGUCGGACUGAAAAAGCAGUUAGAAAAGAAGUUGGCCGAUGCCUACGAAGAGGUGGAGGAACAACGACAAGUUGUCGGACAGUGGAAACGACGAGUCCAGAAAUUGAACGGCGAGAUGCACGAUCUCAGAUUGCUCUUGGAGGAACAGACCGCUAGAAACAAUCUUCUCGAAAAGAAGCAACGCAAAUUUGAUUCGGAGACCCAGAACCUGAUGAAUGAUCUUAGACAAGAGAAAGCACAGCGUGAAAGAUUAGCAAGAGAAAAGGAGAUUGCGAUCGCGGAAAAAUUCACAGUGGAACAAAAUCUGAGCGACGCAAGAUUAGAAAUUGAGCUAAAGGAGGAAAGACUUCGCACGUUGACUCAAGAGCUAGAAGAGCUCACUUUCGGCGGUAAAACGGAAGAGGAAGUUGCGCAACUGAAGAAAGCGAAGCACGAGCUGGAGAAACGCGCGAAGGACCAAGAGGAAGAGUUGGACGAUCUGGCCGGUCAAGUGCAGUUGCUUGAACAGGCGAAGCUUAGGUUGGAAAUGAGCAUCGAGCAGCAGCGCAAAGAGAUGCGUAAAGAAAUGCAGCAACGCGAUGAAGAGUUGGAGGACGUUCGUGGGAAUGCGCACAAGAAAGUCAAAGCUCUCGAGUCGCAAUUGGAAAAUGAACAUGAGGAAAGGACGAUUCUUCUAAGAGAAAAGCAUGAAUUGGAACGCCGUUUAGUAGCUCUAGAAGAACAAGAUCGAGCCGAUCGUGCGGCGGAAGCUGAGACCAUGCAGAGAUUGAAGAGAGACUUGAAGAGAACAAAGGCAUUACUCAGGGAUGCGCAAACAAUGCUCGAAAGAUCCAAAGGCGAUUCGACGGGUAAAGCCGCGCUGCGUCAAUUGAAAAAUCAAUUGGAAGACGCGGAGUGCGCUCGAGCAGUAGCGAUUAAAGCAAAACAGGCGUUGGAACAGGAGCUAAAUGAAACGCAAGCAACUCUGGAAGAAGCUAUGCGGCAACGUUCCGAGGCGGAGGAGCGAGCUAAUGCGGCCAAUCGUGAACGCUCAGAGUUGCUAUCUCAGUUGGAAGAAAAUGAGGAGGAACUUGCCGAGGUUUUAAAGAAGUAUCGUGCCGCAGUGCAACAAGUUUCUGCGGAACAAGGCCAACUGCAAGAAGCACAAGUGCAAAUUGCUGCACUCGAGGCAGAGAAGUCGUCAUUGAAGGACCAACUUGCGGAAUUAACGCAACGAUUAGAAUCAGUGGAGCAACUUGGUGACCCAACGGCAAACAGUCUUGCCACGAGACGCCUAGAGUUCCGUGCCAAGGAGCUCGAAAGCAAGCUCGAACUGGAACAAACUACGAGAGCGCGAUUGGAGACGCAAAUAGCGCGGUUGAAGGAAAGCGUCGACAAGUUACAGACAGAAUCAGCCUUACUCAGAACGAAAGAGCAGACCGCUCAGGACACGGCAAGGCGGCUGCAACGAUCUUUGCGCGACGCUCGCGACGAAGCUAGUGCGGCGAUAUCGCGAGAGCAAGAAGCUCUACGUGCUCGUCGUGACAUAGAGAAAUCUUUGGAAGCCGCGGAGGCUGAGACUAAAGUGGCUAGAGACGACCUCAGAUUGGCGCUUCAAAGAAUCGACGAUUUACAGAGUGCUAUUCAAGGGGAACUUGACUUGGACUGCAGCGAGGAAGCUACCAGCGAGAAUAGUGACAGUGAUUGAUCCGAGCCGUCAUCGGACCUCGAGUCCGAUCAAAAUGGCGAAGGCACGACUGAAUCGGGAUCAAUGAAUCAGAUCAUGGAUGGACUUUCGCGGAUCCGAAACAUCGAAUAGAACGUGAACGUUAUAACGUGAGCCGCCCGAUAUUUAACGUAUGACCGAAUGCGAAAGUGACAGACUGGGAUCAAAGUCUGAAGAGAUGAAAGACUGGCAAAGAUUACGAAGGGUGGUAACAGUUCGCAAUCGCGAUAGAUUUCAAUUUUGUGCUACUCGAAUGACACUACUGAAGGAGUUAGCGUUCUCUCUUUACUAUUCUAGGGAAUAAAGUCAUUUCGAAGGCGAAUGAAACUAGCACAGAAGCUAGUCGUUGACGAAAUCAAACUUACCAAGUAACGAUAGCUAAGCUAAUUAAUCGCGUGGCCACUCUCUACGAGCGAUGAUAAACAUUUUAGGUGCUAACUAUGUAUAAUUCCCUGAAAAUCUCGAUGUCGUGGCUAAUAUUUGCACGCCGCAUCUGGCCGUGCAUUCGCGGUGCUAUUAUCCUGUCCGUUAUGUGAAAUCGUCGAUGACAACGACGUCGUCCCUUUCCAGUCUUCCACAGAAAUUCGAGCCAUUUCUUCGCAAACACGAAUGUCGAACGAGAAUUGCGCGUAUCGCGCUGUCGAACAAAGGCCAAAAUGUUUUUUAACAGAAAUAGCGUUUUUUUACCAUAAAAAACAAAAUUGUGUAUCUUUUUGUUAGAAAAGUGUAAACAGGAAUUUCGCAGUGAACUUUGCGAAGCGACAAAUCGAAACUAAAUUUUGGUUUCAAUAUGACGUCACAGGAAGCCGUUCAUACUUUUGUUCGACAACGCAGACAUGUUGUGCGUAUAUUUUCUCACGCAGAAUUAGCUCGGGAACGAUCUUCUACAUAGGAAAGGACACAUAUUGCGCUUUUUAUCCUUGCGAUCCACUGCCUUCAGGCUCGAUUACGUUUCACAUUUGUAUAGAAAGGAAAGAAAGAAAAGGAAAGUAUGAUUAGGAAUAAAAGAGAAAUGCGUGCCACGACUCGAAUUGGGGCUUUGGUUUCGUGUAAGGAUUCUCGUGUAACUUAUUGCUUUGUAAAAUGCAGAUCUCCUAUUUAAUUA